Lindgomyces ingoldianus is the source of this 3390-nucleotide messenger RNA. RefSeq lists its product as uncharacterized. Gene Ontology annotation, biological process: regulatory ncRNA-mediated gene silencing; mRNA catabolic process. The transcript has 3 exons. Gene Ontology annotation, molecular function: RNA binding; nuclease activity. Lineage: Eukaryota; Fungi; Ascomycota; Dothideomycetes; Pleosporales; Lindgomycetaceae. The record is from RefSeq and is a predicted model, not a curated record. Gene Ontology annotation, cellular component: cytosol; RISC complex; nucleus. The coding region runs from base 272 to 2923 and encodes 883 amino acids.
CACAUAUUUAAAACACAACAUCGUUCUCCCCCACCGCCUUCACACGCAUACAUACACAGCCUGCAUCCACCUUGCACCUACUCAAUUGCAUCUCCUCGGCCAACGUCUGCAGCCCAUUACCCCGGAGCCAAGGUGUGCGUCCUGAUCUCGUGCCCCGCUACGACCUACCCUCCUCCGAUCAAGCGAGCAUUAAAGACACAGUAGCUAAAUCCAGCUACAGGAAUACAUUUCCAACGCACACACUCCGCGCAUUACAUCGAUAGCGAGUAUCAUGGCAACCCUCGAAGCUAAAGUCAAGAGCGUUCUCUCCGGCGACACGGUUAUCCUGCAUAGUGUCAAUGAUCCUCGGAAAGAGCGCACGCUCAGCCUCGCUUUCGUGUCUGCGCCCAGGUUAAAGCGGGAGGGAGACGAGCAAUUCGCCUUCGAAUCCCGCGACUUCCUGCGCCGCCUGCUUGUAGGCAAGGUCGUACACUUCCGCGUCCUGUACAAGAUUCCCACCGGCGCCAAUCGCGAAUACGGCGUCAUCUCGCUGCCGAACAAGACUUCGCUACCCGAACUCGCUGUUGCCGAAGGCUGGGUCAAGAUACGGGACGAUGCAGGCCGGAAAGAUGAUUCUGAGGAGGCAGCUGCUACUCUGGAGAAGCUCCAGGUGCUGGAGGCUAGGGCGAAGGCAGACUCGAAGGGUGUGUGGCAGGAAUCGGGAGGCAGGAUCAACUCGAGCUUUGAGCUGAGCGAUCCGAAGAAGUUCGUCGAGGAUAACAAGGGCAAGGCGGUCGAUGCGAUUGUGGAGAAAGUCCUCUCUGGCGACCGUCUCAUCGUUCGGCUCCUCCUGUCACCCACCGAACACAUACAGACUAUGGUACUCAUGGCCGGUAUCCGAGCACCAUCAACGAAACGCACGAACCCUUCAGAUGGAAAGGAACAGCCUGCGGAGCCCUUCGGCGAGGAAGCCCAGCAAUUCGUUGAGAUGAGGCUACUGCAACGCAAUAUCGUCGUCAACGUGCUCGGCGUUAGCCCGAACGGACAGCUAGUUGCAAACGUCAAGCAUCCUGUAAACGGCAGCAUCGCGCCCUUCCUGCUCAAGGCUGGUCUUGCGAGGUGUACGGACCACCAUUCGACUCUUCUCGGUCCGGAAAUGGGUGUUCUACGGCAGGCUGAGAAGACCGCCAAAGAUAGCCGGCAAGGUCUCUUCCAGGGCCAUGUAGCCCAGAAAGCGGGGUCCGGAGAACUCGAAGCCGUGGUUGGCAGGAUACAGAGCGCCGAUACGCUUUUCCUUCGGAACAAGAACGGCGCGGAGCGACGCAUCAACCUCAGCAGCGUUCGACAGCCCAAGCCCUCGGAUCCUAAGCAGUCUCCGUGGGGGCCGGAAGCUAAGGAAUUCCUCCGCAAGAAGCUGAUUGGAAAGCAUGUCAAGUUCACGAUAGACGGAAAGCGUGCUGCUACUGAAGGCUACGAUGAGCGCGAAAUGGCCACAGUCACUUUCCAGGGCAAGAACGUCGGGCUGUUGCUUGUUGAAAAUGGCAUGGCGUCGGUCAUUCGACACCGACAGGAAGACACAGACAGGAGCCCCAUCUACGACGACCUACUUCUCGCUGAACAGGCUGCGCAAGAGGGACAGAAAGGCAUGUGGGCACCGAAACCCCCGGCUGCGAAGGCAUAUGUCGACUAUUCGGAAUCUCUCGAGAAGGCCAAGCGUCAGCUCACACUGCUAUCCCGUCAACGCAAGGUCCCUGCCAUCGUCGACUUCGUCAAAUCUGGCUCUCGUUUCACUGUCCUGGUCCCCCGUGAAAAUGCCAAGCUGACAUUCGUUCUCUCUGGCAUUCGUGCACCGCGGUCUGCGAGAAAUCCAACAGAUAAAGCGGAGCCAUUCGGUCAAGAAGCUCAUGAUUUCGCGAAUAAGCGCUGUCAGCAGCGAGAUGUGGAGAUCGACGUUGAGGACUGCGACAAGGUGGGCGGCUUCAUUGGCACGCUAUACGUCAAUCGCGAAAACUUCGCAAAGGCGUUGCUGGAAGAGGGUCUUGCAUCCGUACACGCCUACUCCGCCGAGAAGUCUGGAAACGCCAACGAGCUCUUUGCCGCGGAACAAAAGGCCAAAGACGCACGGAAAGGCCUGUGGCACGACUACGAUCCCACCCAGGAAGGCGAAGAAGAAGCCACAAGUGCCGGCGCCGAGACGAACGGUCAUAAUGGCGACACGGUAGCCUCCCGCAGAAAGGACUACCGUGACGUAGUGAUCACGCACGUCGAUGACACAGGAAAGCUCAAACUGCAGCAAAUCGGUACCGGCACAGCGGCCCUCACAGAACUCAUGAACUCAUUCCGAAACUUCCACCUCAACCCCUCCAACAACCAACCCCUCCCCAACCCCAAAGCCGGCGACUACGUAGCCGCCAAAUUCACAGCCGAUGAUGAAUGGUACCGCGCGCGCAUCCGGCGCAACGACCGCGAGGCAAAGAAAGCAGAAGUCGUCUACAUCGACUACGGCAAUUCCGAACUUCUCCCAUGGUCGCGUCUGCGUCCACUCUCCCAACCCCAGUUCUCUCCACAGUCGAAACUCAAACCCCAAGCACUGGACGCGCAGCUGUCCUUCUUGCAGUUACCGACAAAUCCGGAGUAUCUAGCGGACUCAGUAGCUUUUAUCGCGGGGGAGAGCGCGGAUAGACAGCUCGUGGCGAAUGUGGAUAUGGUGGAGAAGGAUGGGACUUUGUGGGUUACGCUGUUUGAUCCCAAAGAGAGUAAGAAGGAGGAGCAGAGCUUGAAUGCGGAGGUUGUGAGUGAGGGGUUGGCAAUGGUGCCACGGAAGUUGAGGUCGUGGGAGAGGGGCGCAGGGGAGUUGGUGGAGAGGUUGAAGGGGAGGGAAAAAGAGGCGAAGGAGGAGAGGAGGGGAAUGUGGGAGUAUGGAGAUUUGACUGAGGAUGAGUAGGGGAGUUUUCUGAUACGAGUCUCGCUCUUUUCAAGGAUCCGGGGAAUGGGGGGCUGAGUGGAAGAUGGCAACCGGCUUUGGGGGAGUUAGUGUGGUUUGUGUGAAUAUGGACUCGUUGGCGGAUGGCCUACGGCCGGAAUCCUUCUAAUGACGGCAACGACGAUGACGACGACUGACGGAGGCAUGGUCAAGGCAAAAUGGAAAAAGUCGUGAAAAACAUGGAAUGGAGUUCAGGCCUUCCUGGGUUUGUCAUUUUGUUUACGAAAAGGAGGGGGAAGUGAGGCAUUUGCAUAGCGCAUCACAUUACAUUACUCAAAACGAAAUGAUAGGGUAUUCUUGUUUAGUUCUGUGAAAGGAGGAAUGUGGAAUGUGAGUGGUCGAUGGUGAGAUGUGUGUGGGUUUGGUGGAGGCGAGUGUUGUCGUUAGGUGUAUAUGAGGCAUCUAUCAAGUAUGCGAUAAUUUUCAAG